AGUUCUUCAAAAGCUUUUGAAAUGAAGUUUUCCGUUUUAACUUUCAUAAUAAUUUUCAAGAUUUCAAAUCUUACUCGUGCUGUUGACUAUUGCAGUCUUUGUAAAAAUCAUGUUGCAUGUAAAAAUAAUGGAAGAUUUGCAGCAUCGUGUCCUAAAAAUGCAGCAAUUGUAAAAUUAUCAAGCAAUAAUGUAGAGACUAUCUUGAAGGCGCACAAUUUUGACAGAAAUUUACUUGCCAAUGGAAAAGUUCCUGGAUACAAAAGUGCUACAAAAAUGAUGAUUCUGAAAUGGGACUCAGAACUAGCAUCUCUUGCUGAACUUAAUGUAAAACAAUGUGAGAUGAAACAUGAUGGAUGCAGAGCAACUGAAAAGUUUCCAAGAGCGGGACAAAAUUUGUUCUGGACAGCAACAACAGGAAGUUAUAAAGACGUAAACUCUGCAUUGACAAGCGCUGUACAAAGUUGGUUUGAUGAAUAUAAGCUUGCAUCGCAAUCAGAUAUUGAUAAUUGUUGUGGUGGCGGGAGACUUAGUAAAAUUGGACAUUUCUUACAAAUGGCACAAGAUAGAGCUAUUGCAGUAGGAUGUUCAGUGUCUAGAUAUACUAACGGAAAAUGGAAAACUACUUUAGUAGCUUGUAAUUAUUCAUUUGGAAAUAUUCUUGAUAAUCAUGUCUAUGCUACUGGACCUGCUGCAUCUGCUUGCCCCAAAGGAAAGAAUUCUGUUUUCACAAGUUUAUGCAAUUAAUUUUCUCAAUAAAUUUUGAAUUUUCUAAUUUUUAAAAAUUUAUAUUAUUUCAUUUUGUAUUUUUACACUACACUAAUAUCA
Molecule: messenger RNA, 825 nt
Organism: Chironomus riparius
Lineage: Eukaryota; Metazoa; Arthropoda; Insecta; Diptera; Chironomidae
Source: the annotation of a GenBank genome assembly